AACAAUCAAAACUGAGAGAGAUGUAUUUGUUGUCUCUAGAAGCACUAAGAAGCAUAUGUAAUGGUCCGGCUCCACGUGCAAUGUUCCGGAGUCUUAAAACCUUGACCGUGUACGAUUGCGAGCUGCUGCAAAGUCUGUUCGCAUCUGAUGUAGCUGAGUGUCUUGUUCAAUUGGAAGACCUUUUUGUAGAGGGGUGUCCUUUGUUGGAAAGAGUAACGGAAGCAGUGAACAAAGAUAAGACGGUUCUACCAAACCUGAAGAACUUGGUUUUGAUGAAUCUUCCUAUGUUGUAUGGUCCAAGUGCUACUACUGUUGAUAUUGAGUGUCCUUCAUUGGAACACCUGGUGGUGGUGGAUUGCCCCCAAUUUUCAUUUUCAAUCUCUUCCGAUCUCUUUGAAGACUUGGAAAGCCGGAACCAGUUUUCAUUUUCAACCUCCGCUUCUGACUACUUUGGCAGCAGGAACCCAGUCCAACUCAGUGAUCCACAACUGUACGAGUUUUUAGGUCGCAGGAAGUCUAAGUGGAUGGGGGAGCAUAUGAAAUGGUUCUGCUGAUGUGCAAUGUUUCACACUUGUCAAAGUUUGUCGAGAAGAAUAAUUGAAGGAAGGUAGAAAGCAAGGAA
This is a messenger RNA of Fragaria vesca subsp. vesca, 622 nucleotides long. RefSeq lists its product as uncharacterized. The coding region runs from base 21 to 554 and encodes 177 amino acids. Gene Ontology annotation, molecular function: ADP binding; protein binding. The transcript has 2 exons. Gene Ontology annotation, biological process: signal transduction. Lineage: Eukaryota; Viridiplantae; Streptophyta; Magnoliopsida; Rosales; Rosaceae. The record is from RefSeq and is a predicted model, not a curated record.